AUGGACAAUCUCUAUUUACCGAUGGUGAGUUGGCUUACCAUCGGUACCGACGGUACCGACGGACAGUGUUUUGGAGGGCUACCUUAUGCCAUAGCAAUAAUGCUAACUACCUCAUUCACCAACGGACUUUUCAAAUUUACCGAUGGGAAAUUCAUUUCUCCAUCGGUACCGAUGGAGAAUCUCUAUUUACCGAUGGUGAAUUGGCUUACCAUCCGUACCGACGGUACCGACGGACAGCGUUUUGGAGGGCUACCUUAUGCCAUAGCAAUAUUGCUAACUACCUCAUUCACCAACGGACUUUUCAAAUUUACCGAUGGUGAAUUCAUUUCUCCGUCGGUACCGAUGGAGAAUCUCUAA
Molecule: messenger RNA, 357 nt
Organism: Paramuricea clavata
Lineage: Eukaryota; Metazoa; Cnidaria; Anthozoa; Malacalcyonacea; Plexauridae
Source: the annotation of a GenBank genome assembly